Messenger RNA from Meloidogyne enterolobii, 726 nucleotides. The record is from the annotation of a GenBank genome assembly. Lineage: Eukaryota; Metazoa; Nematoda; Chromadorea; Rhabditida; Meloidogynidae.
UUUUCAUUUCUCCAUCUUUUUCUUCCUUAACAAAAAAUAAUUUUUGGCGGGAAACUUCUGCGUCUAUUACUUUCUUUUUCUCUAACUACUACACAGAUUUGAGGUUUUUAAGUUUUUGGCGGGCAAACUCGCUUCGCUUUUUUCUGUUAGGAGGCGUGUUUUGCAUCAAAUUGCAGCGAUAUAAAAGCAUUUUCUUAACUAACUGACCCUCACUUUUCAAAAGUAAAGUGUUCAACGUCUCAAAAAUUUCAACAGCUUUUAAAAACAAAAAUGGCUCGUACCAAACAAACUGCUCGUAAAUCUACCGGAGGAAAGGCACCGCGUAAGCAGCUUGCCACCAAAGCUGCGCGCAAGUCUGCACCGGCAACUGGAGGUGUGAAGAAGCCGCACCGCUACCGCCCAGGCAAGAAAUUAUUUUUUCUAAUUAGUUUUGAAAUCCUUUUUUCAGGAACUGUAGCUUUGCGUGAAAUUCGUCGUUAUCAAAAAUCGACCGAAUUGCUCAUCCGCAAACUUCCUUUCCAACGGCUGGUCAGAGAAAUUGCGCAAGACUUCAAAACCGAUCUUCGCUUUCAAUCUAGCGCUGUUCUUGCUUUGCAAGAGGCUUCUGAGGCAUAUCUUGUUGGUCUUUUCGAGGAUACCAACUUGUGUGCUAUCCACGCCAAACGUGUGACCAUCAUGCCUAAGGACAUCCAACUUGCCCGACGUAUCCGUGGCGAGCGUACGUGA